Sitophilus oryzae (rice weevil) is the source of this 2406-nucleotide messenger RNA. Its product is annotated as proline-rich nuclear receptor coactivator 2. NCBI's taxonomy places the organism in Eukaryota, Metazoa, Arthropoda, Insecta, Coleoptera, Curculionidae. Gene Ontology annotation, cellular component: nucleus. The record is from RefSeq and is a predicted model, not a curated record. The coding region runs from base 472 to 846 and encodes 124 amino acids. The transcript has a single exon.
UAGUUACGUAGUCGUGACGUACCUCACGUUUCACGUAUUUUUAUUGUGACUCGAAUAUGUUUUUCAGUAGAAAUGGUUGUGAAGCGAAUUUGGAAAGUGUAGCCAAGGUGUUUUAAUGGUGAUAUUUAGUGAAUUUUGCGUUCAAAAGCAAUCAGACAGUGGGUGAGUUGAAAGUAGAAUAUUUGUGCCAAUGCUUGGACGAAUAGAGGAGUAUAAAUGUCCCAAAUAGUAAUUACGGUAUUGCAUAUGGCGGUGACGAAUUGUUCUUUGUUUUGGUUACAAGUUGCGUCCAUUUUGUGAGAGCAAAAUUUGCGCCGUAUUUCUUGGAGUUUUUAAGCGCAAAAUUCAUGCCCCUGGCUUGUGAUAAUUUAAAGUAUAAACGAAAUAUCAACUUAGAAAGGGUACCAGCGGACUUUAAAGCUUGUUCUGCCAUCGAUCUGUUUACAUUUCCGCUCUUGUCUAAACGUAAUCAUGGCGAUGACAAAGAGAAGCGACGUAGGUGGCAAGAUAGUCUCCCAGGCUAAGGCGAAAACUGCUAAAUACCCAAAGUACACUCCCCAGGACUCGCCAGCACAGUGCAAGUCCCCAUCAAGACUGUCUCCAGUUAAAGGAGCUGAACUCAGCCCAAGAUCUCCAUUAGGGCUGUUAGCGGGCCAUUAUGCAGGCUGUAAAUUUACCGAGCCCCCAUCAGCUUCGGCUCUGCCCCUGCCCCCUCAGCACUGGAUGCACGCCAAUCAAUCUGUGAUGUUGCCUUUUCAUGCUGCCACGGGUAUAUCAUCAAUGGCUGUUAACCAACAUCUUGACUUUACGCAACAGCUCAAAUUGUUGCUCAAGGUUCAGGCUUGAUUCGGGGAGAGACAAACGUACAGAAAAAAAGACAUUUAUCUUUAUACAAACAUAUAUUUUUAUGAUGAGUGAACCGCUGAGAAAUCAUAACUAAUCUUAGGUACUGUUGGUAGCGAGUGAACACGACAAUACUAUGAAGUUAUAAAGAGGAGAUAUAUUAAAAAAGCAACUAUACUUAUAAUAAGUUUUUGGAACUAUAGAAUUAUUAAGGCCUAAUAGUUACUUUAAGGUCAUUAAGAAAAAAAUUAAAUCAAACUCAUACCUGUUGAUUGUCCUGUUCAGCCGCCCUGUGAUAUGCGUCCGGCAAGUGUAACUUGUCCUCGCAAUAGUUUUUAGGAAUCUAGACUGUAGUGUUUAAAAAAAUAAUUUAGUCUAUUUCUAAAUGUGAUUUUUUUGUUUUUAUUGUUGAAGAGAAAAAAUGAAGAAAAUUGUAAGAAAGAUAUUUGAGUUUUGUAAAAGAGAGCAAUGCUCAAAUCAGUGUGUGAUAAAUGUUAGAAGUUAUGAUUGAUUGUGUUACUGGCCAAGCAGCGUCAGUCUUUUUUAAGCCUUCGUCGGCCACCUCGUUGCUUCGCCUUUAGCCCGUUUUAGGGCCAGUACUGAUUUUUGGGGCGAAGCACCGAAGUAGUACGACUAGGGCCAUAAACAAAGCUUUAACUAGCGUUAGUGUAAUAGGUAUUACUAUUAUUAUUAUGUAUUUUUCGACUCUAUCACAAAUCUUAAUUUCUAGCAGUUCAAACUUUGAUGUGAUGGUGUUUGGCCACCAAAAUAUAAAUAUAUCUAAUAAAAUCGUCAAUUAAGACGCAUAUUUUUGUUAAAAUGAAGUACAAAGUUGUAUCAUUUUUGACAUUUCAUGAUAUUGUAUUUUACCUCUGUAAUUUUAUUGGGUUGAAGCAAAAUUCUUAUUCUGAAAUUCCACUUAAUUUUAUGUUAUUUUUUUUAUUUACUGGAGUUCCUAAGCAUAUAUCACAAUGAUUGUGUUAAGUGCAAUAUAUUCUGUUAAAAAAAUGAUCAGAAAUAUUUUGUGAAUUUCUCUUUAGUUAUUAGAGAUUCUAAUUUUUCUGUUUGUGUUUUUGGAAAAAAGCAUUUUAUUUUUUUUAGUUCGACGACAAAAUUAUCAAAAAACAAGUUCAUGUUUAUUUUUAAUUUUCAUUUGGGUCUUUUUCAAGUGUAAUUAUUAGGAUCUCUAGUAAUAUUUUUUUUUAGUUUUUAAGGUAUUUUUUGAUUAGAAUCUCAGAUCUCACAGUAUCCACAAUUGAUUGUCAGUUGGUUCAAAAUUUUAAAAUUGUAAAAGUAUUUCAUCUCCAUCCUCUAUCUGUGAUACCUUGAUCCCUUUCCCUAAAUUCCUUCCUAUAUUUUCCUAUACGAUUUUUUGUAAAUUUUGUAAUUUAUUUCCAUAUCAGUAUUUGUAUUUGUUGUAUCUUCAAACAACUUUUAAUCAUUAGAAUGACCAUCGAAAUUUGCUGAUAUGGAAAUUUUAUUGUUUUUCUCAUAUUUUAUUGUAAUGAUCCUUUCUAUCCUAUCCUAGUCUCCUCCUUUUCCCGGGGUUCACACCCCACCAAA